CCGGCGGUGCGGGAGUCGGGUGGGUCGGCGGCUAUAAAGCUGGUGGCGGAGGGGAGGCGCCGCGUACUGCCCUUGCGUGGCUCGCUCCCUUCCCGGCAGCCGCCCGGUCACGUCUGGUUUUAGAGCCGGUCUGACCUGCUGUGAUGUAGUGGGCAGGUACCCGCAGGGCCUUCACACACGGAGGAUUGGGGAUUAAGCUAAGUGUAUGGUGUCUUCGAAAAAACGUGUCCUUGUGUGACGGAUGGUAGAGAAAAGGAUUACUCUGAGCUUCCCUGGAGGAGGAAUGUGGACAACAGUGCCUGGAGGAGGAAACAGAGGGACAGACCUGGAGACUGCAGUUCUUUAUUCCUCACACAGCUCUUUCACCAUGCCUGGGUCACUUCCUUUGAAUGCAGAAGCCUGCUGGCCAAAAGAUGUGGGAAUUGUUGCCCUUGAGAUCUAUUUUCCUUCUCAAUAUGUUGAUCAAGCAGAGUUGGAAAAAUAUGAUGGUGUAGAUGCUGGAAAGUAUACUAUUGGCUUGGGCCAGGCCAAGAUGGGCUUCUGCACGGAUAGAGAAGAUAUCAACUCUCUUUGCCUGACUGUGGUUCAGAACCUUAUGGAGAGACAUAGCCUUUCGUAUGAUUGCAUUGGGCGUUUAGAAGUUGGAACAGAGACAAUCAUUGACAAAUCAAAAUCCGUGAAGACUAAUUUGAUGCAGCUCUUUGAGGAGUCUGGGAACACAGAUAUAGAAGGAAUAGAUACAACUAAUGCAUGCUAUGGAGGCACAGCCGCUGUCUUCAAUGCUGUUAAUUGGAUUGAGUCCAGCUCCUGGGAUGGACGGUAUGCCCUGGUAGUUGCGGGAGAUAUUGCUGUAUAUGCCACAGGAAAUGCUAGACCUACAGGUGGAGUGGGAGCUGUUGCUCUGCUAAUUGGGCCAAAUGCGCCUUUAAUUUUUGACCGAGGACUUCGUGGGACACAUAUGCAGCAUGCCUAUGACUUUUACAAGCCUGACAUGCUUUCGGAAUAUCCUAUAGUAGAUGGCAAACUCUCCAUACAGUGCUACCUCAGUGCACUAGACCGCUGCUACUCUGUCUACCGCAAAAAGAUCCGAGCCCAGUGGCAGAAAGAGGGAAAUGAUAAAGAUUUUACCUUGAAUGAUUUUGGUUUCAUGAUCUUCCACUCGCCCUACUGUAAGCUGGUUCAGAAGUCUCUAGCUCGGAUGUUGCUGAAUGACUUCCUUAAUGACCAGAACAGAGAUAAAAAUAGUAUAUAUAGUGGCCUGGAAGCCUUUGGGGAUGUUAAAUUAGAAGAUACCUACUUUGAUAGAGAUGUGGAAAAGGCAUUUAUGAAGGCUAGUGCUGAACUCUUUAAUCAGAAAACAAAGGCAUCUUUGCUUGUGUCAAAUCAAAAUGGAAAUAUGUACACAUCGUCUGUUUAUGGCUCCCUCGCUUCUGUUCUAGCACAGUACUCCCCUCAGCAGCUGGCAGGAAAGAGGAUUGGUGUGUUCUCUUACGGUUCUGGUUUGGCUGCCACCCUGUACUCCCUUAGAGUUACACAAGAUGCCACACCAGGGUCUGCUCUUGAUAAAAUAACAGCAAGUUUAUGUGACCUCAAAUCAAGACUUGACUCAAGAACUUGUGUGGCACCAGAUGUCUUUGCUGAAAACAUGAAGCUCAGAGAGGACACUCAUCACUUGGUCAACUAUAUUCCUCAGAGUUCAGUAGAUUCCCUCUUCGAAGGGACCUGGUACCUCGUCAGAGUGGAUGAGAAGCACAGGAGGACCUAUGCCCGGCGCCCCUCCCCCAGUGAGGAUACUCUGGGUGAAGGAGUAGGACUCGUACAUUCAAGUGCAGCCACUGAGCAUAUCCCAAGUCCUGCUAAGAAAGUGCCAAGACUCCCUGCCACAGCAGCAGAAGCCGAAGCAGCUGUCAUUAGUAACGGGGAGCAUUAAGAUACUUCUGUGAGGUGGAAAACUUCUGUGCGGGUUGGGGUGGGGGGUCUGUAUAGGAACAGUUCUGGGAAUGGGAUGUCUGGGGACAGUUUUAAAGGAUUACAUGUUGUGUAACUUUUUAUGUGACUGACAUGAAGCCUGGAAAACUAUCGUGUUCUUGGGAGAGUUCUUUGCUCAAUUUGCUCACACGCUUCCUGUUGUGGUCCAGCCAGUGCUUAAUGUACGGGAAUGAUGUUUAAGGGCUCUGUAAACUUCAUACCUCUCUGGCCAUUCGUAUGCAUGAAGCUUAGUUUUUGAAUGUGGUAUCAUGAAUUGUGUGCUUCAGGCGAAGAAAGCAGAGGUACUAGUCUCCAAUUUUAAUUUUUUUAAACAUGUAAGACUUUUGUACUUUGAACCAACAAGCUUAGUGAAAGUAUCUGGUUUUUGAAAAAAAAAAAAAAAGUUUCUAGUUUAUGGAAUGUAGUCUUAAAAUGUGAUAUGCACAAACCCUGUUUAAAAAUGGCAAGACAAAUAUACUCUUUUUCUAUAAUUUAUAAAUCCUAAAGAGGGAGAAGAGUUGGGAUGGUAACACUGGUUCUGGAAACUGGAAUGUUGCUUUAAAUCCAGGCCAGCAGUGACGAGUUAUUGUAAUGACCUCUGAACAGAGAGAUGCUAGCAUUGAGCAGACGUCUGGUAUAGACCGCGUGGUACACUGGGAAACUAUGGACAUAGCUCUGGGUCAGCUUUGGAAUCCUUGGUUCAAGGUGGAGAUGGUAGUGAAGCGGUGUAUGAGGAAGUUGUUGCAAUCCUUCUUUGCGCCUUAUUUUAAAGAAUAAAUAAAAAUUUUUUCUGGCUGCCUUUUAAAAUUUUAAAACAAAAUAGAAGGAUGGGGCACAGGGCAUUGUUAGGUUACCUGUGAUGCUUCAGUGUUAUAAAUUCAACUUACAGACUGACAGCCUAAAUUCACGGUAUAAGUGUUAUUUUCCUUUCUUUUCCCUUUUUCUGGUAUCUUUUCAAUGAAAAUAAAUAAAAGGACAACCCAAGUUUUAUAUAGUAUGAACGGCCAAAAAAAGUAUUCCAUUUCAAGGUCUGGGAGUAGGAUUUAUAAAGCAUUUUUUCAGACUUUCACUUAAAAAAAUACUAUCACAUGAAAUGAAUAAGAAGACUGGUUAGACAGUUUUGUAGAUCUUUUUGGUGCUGAACUAUGACAUGAGCCUUAUAGACUGUAAAAUAGAGAUAGUUGGAACUAAUGUACAGAACUAAAUUUUUUAAACUUUAUUUGCUGUUAAAUUCUGUGAAGUUUCAGUUAUCUAAAAUAAACUUACACAAACAUGAACUGUAAUGUUUCAAAUUGCAAGGUAAUAUGUAAUGUAGUGUUUGUAAAAUACUCUUGUCUAAUAUUAACUAGUGGUAUUUUGAUUUGUACAGUCCAUUUGUUAAAAUGACUUCAUUUUAACAUCCACUGAUGUAGAUUAAUAAUGUAAGUUCACAUUUAAAGAUUAAUGGGAAAAUGGUGCAUGUAAUACUUUCACAAGUAUUGGGAGUUUGGUAUGUUUUGAAAAGAGUAAUUUAACUUUUGGGUGUCAGGAAAUGGGUUUUUCUCAAAGUCCAUUGCCGGCAAUGGGCAAGCCUCGUAAUAUUGGCACAGAGCAUUAACUGUACACCUUAUUAACAGUGAGGUGAAUAACUUUGAAUAAAGUUUUAGAGAAAUAUUUCA
This is a messenger RNA of Canis lupus familiaris (dog), 3626 nucleotides long. RefSeq names its product 3-hydroxy-3-methylglutaryl-CoA synthase 1 (gene HMGCS1). The record is from RefSeq and is a predicted model, not a curated record. Gene Ontology annotation, molecular function: hydroxymethylglutaryl-CoA synthase activity. The transcript has 12 exons. NCBI's taxonomy places the organism in Eukaryota, Metazoa, Chordata, Mammalia, Carnivora, Canidae. Gene Ontology annotation, cellular component: cytosol. Bases 242 to 1930 code for a protein of 562 amino acids. Gene Ontology annotation, biological process: acetyl-CoA metabolic process.